Molecule: messenger RNA, 26822 nt
Organism: Porites evermanni
Lineage: Eukaryota; Metazoa; Cnidaria; Anthozoa; Scleractinia; Poritidae
Source: the annotation of a GenBank genome assembly
AUGUUAUCUUUUUUUAAAAGACGUCAGCCUGUAUUUCGGUACCUUAUCCUGCUAUUUAUUUCACGAUUUAUUUGCUUGUUUGUUUGUUUUUUAGCCAAAGGCAUCGGUUGCUUCAGAGAUACUGGCCGUCGAGCAGUUGCUACGAUGGAAGGAAAAAGCCAUCUUCUGACAGGACAUUAUAGAAGACGCCGAGACGCCAUAAGGAAAUGUGCUCUGGCGGCAGAAAGGCGGGGCUACCGAGUAUUUGCCGUUCAACAUGGUGGGUGGUGUGCGGCAUCACGCACAGCCUACAGGACAUAUAGUAAAUAUGGAAGAUCCAACAGGUGCAGAAAUGGCAAAGGAGGACCUUGGGCAAACGAUGUUUAUUUUCUGAAAGGUCUGUCAUAUAGAAUCUAAUAAUUAUUGUAUAUUUUUGGAAAAAUUAACUUGGAAAAUAAAUCUCCUUUCACCUGCGAUGUCCAAGUUAUUUCCUGUUUUCUCUUCACUGUUUAAUCAACUCACUCUCGGAUUUUAAUCAAACCUCUUCAAAACGUCUAUCUCUAGUCCAUAUUUUUUACCGACAUCUGUAGUAAUUUUCCAGAUGUUCUAUAGUUAUAUGCUUAUAAUUUCGAGAAUUGUUUGAGAGAAAAACUUGCGUGAUAUAACUGGUAAGGUUAUGCUUCACUUAUAACGAAACUUUCCUUUAUUUGGAAGCUCUAACGUCUACUAAGUGUAUUUGUUGAGGUCUUAUAAUUUCUCUAUAUUUCAGUUUCCUGUUCCGCCCGAACGACUCGCAACGACUGCUGUUCGUUCCCGUUCAUUUACAAAGGUCGCCGCUAUAACAGUUGCACGCGAAUAAAGAGCAAACGACUUUGGUGCUCUUUGACAUCUAGCUAUGACAGAGACAAGAAAUGGGGUUACUGUGGUGGUAAGCGUGAAUUAAGAUUAUCGAAGCUUAAGUUUUUAUCACACAGUGUAUGUACUUCUGAUCUGUGUCCCAACGUAAACUGUUCCUUUGAUAAUUUACGUUCAUUGAUUCUUGGCGCUUAAUAGUACAUAUCAAUGUGAGCAGAGCAGAAAAACUACCUUUUUCAACUCUUAAAAUGAUAAUAAUAAUAAUAAUAAUAAUAAUAAUAAUGCUGAUAACAUCACUGACCUUGUGUCAAGUAGAAUGCCCAUGUGCAAGACCAACUUAAAUGCCGGCAAUCAAUACCUGGGAUUUGUCUCUAUCAAGAGAGGCAUCUUUCAACGGGACCCCGCGCCACUGACUUCUUUUUGUUUACUACCUUGAUACCGAUGUCGAUGGUGUUGCAAGAGACAGGCAUUGCGUAUUGUUUGGAAAAGACGAAACUGAUUGUUGACCUUUCUGUGUAUUUGUUUUACAGCGUCUGUAAUUAAGAUUCCAGGAUUGUUCACCAGUAAGUAUCUUCUCUUGAACAAAGAGGGAAUGAUCCAUAUAGUAAAGAUUAUCUUUACUAUGGAUUAUCAAGUUGUACCUACCAUUUGAGUUGUUCGGAUGUUUUUAAUUUCUCUUGUUUCAAAAAAAGACCCAGUUGACACUAGUUUUUCUUUUAGUCCAGAAAAUCGGCUGCUUUAGAGAUACAUCUCGUAGAGCCAUACCACAGCGAGACGGACGAAGCCGGCUUCUUCGUGGAAAUUACCAAAGACGUAAAUUUUCCAUCCAGAAGUGUGCCCUGGAUGCCGCUAAGUACGCUUUUAAAGUGUUUGGAGUCCAAAAUGGCGGCUGGUGUGCAUCAGGAGCACACGCAUAUAGAACUUAUGCCAAAUAUGGAGCAUCCAACAGGUGUAGGAAUGGUAAAGGUGGACCAUGGGCAAAUGACGUCUACAGGAUCAUAGGUCAGCUAUCAGUAAAACAGAUGAUUUGUUCUGUAUUUCCAUCACAACUUAAUUACGCAUUUUAUGUAUAUUCAAUCAGCUCGAAAGUGAUCUGAAAGGUAAAAUAAAACACCUUUAGCCGGAGAGGUCCGAUCGAUCGCCACUUUACAUUCUUGGGAUAAAGGAGCAUUGCUGGGCAAACACGUGGGCAAAAUUAGUUUUGAACAGUUCUCUUAAUGACAAAACUAUAGCUUGCAUCACCACAAGGUUACUGAGGAGAACUCUAAACCUCACUUCAUUACGCAUGACCCUGUUUAUCCAAGAACUGAAACAGCAAUUCAAUUUAUACGAGUAGUUACAACUACUGCCUAUUUUUUUAGGUCAAUGCAGAAGGCGAACGACGCAAGGAUACUGCUGUGUGCCAUUUAGGUAUCGCGGGCGUCGGUACAAAGGCUGCGCAAGAAAUAGACGUGGGAAAUACUGGUGCGCCAUCAGUCCCGACUACAGAACAAGGAAACUCUGGGGGUGGUGUAGGGGAGGAAAACGUAAGUGUUUUCAACGCUGAUAAUGAAACGUUUUUCCGUUUUUUGAUACUUUCGACCAACUCUGAUAGUUUUACGUUUUUAUUGUAUGCAGCGAAAUAUUUAGUCAUUGUUGUCUUUAGUGUUGUUUCGUUUGUGUUUUGUCGAUGAAACUAAUUACUUAUUCUUUACAGCGCCACCAAUCAAAGUUACGCAGGGAUUCGUGAGUAAGUUAAUAGUGCUUUAUCAAUCCAUAGCCUAAAAUGUAAGACGUUGGGUAUAUAUAUUACAUGGCCGCGCGGGAUACGAAUUUUAUCUUCGAGCUACUUACUUUCAGCACGAGAAGAUAAAAUUCGUAUCCCCAAGCGGCAAUGUAAUGUUCUGUUUAUUUGAUAGAUACUGAUGAAAUCCCUACUUAAAACACAACUUUUUUUAAAAAUUCAUUUUCGAAACAGUAAAAUAGUGCAAUUAAAGUGGUCACCUAUCGCAAAAUGCCUAUCCCAAAAAUGUUAUGAAACUCGGAUAAAAAGUUAGAAAGGAGAAAUAAAGACAAUAAUACUUAUACUUUCUGUUCCAAAAAGUUAGUAACCACGGCGACACCAAUAUCCUCACACGUGAAAGAUAAAAAUAGUAUCUUCACUGCGCGCGAUGAAGAUAUGAUUUUUUAGUGAAAGGGAAAAAUCUUGGUAUUUCAUCAGUAUCUAUAUAAUAAAUAGUUAUGAUACACUUUUAUCUUGGCUACUUGUUGUUCAGCCGCUUCUAGGGAAUUCAGUCUUCACUCCACCGGAACCUAGAGAGCAGUGGAAAUCGAGCCUGAUCUUGUGCGGCCAAGAAGCAGUAAUUUGUCACAGUGUACUUGUGUUUCAAAAAAAUUAAUCAGUUUUCUGACUUCUACGCAAUUAUGUUUAUCUCUUUAAUUCACCAAUUUCACAUAGAUCAUAAUGCACCUGUUUUACUCCCCAAAAUUUAGUAUUGUCUUGGAGUUCUCUUGGGACGACCGUAAUAAUCAAACUGAAAACAAUGGCUAUGUAGAAUUUUAGGGGGUAAACAAGGUGCAUUAUGGUCUAUGUGAAAGUAGCGAAUUGGCAAAUUUUCUUUUAAAAAAAUGGCCCUAACGGAAAACAAGCCACCACAAACAAAAGGAUUCUAUUUUUACUUCAGUCAAGCAUGUUGGCUGUUUCCGAGACACCAGUCGUCGAGCAAUUCCACAAAUGGAUGGCCGCGACAUCUUGGUUCGAGACUUCUAUAGAAGGAGAAGUGACGCAAUUAAAAAGUGUUCUUCAACAGCCAUGCGGAGAGGCUACAAAGCCUUUGCUGUACAGCAUCAGGGUUGGUGUGCUACUGGUCCCAGAGCACACAUGACCUACCGGAAGUACGGACGGUCCAAUCGAUGCAGGAAUGGCAAAGGAGCGCCGUGGGCUAAUGACGUGUAUUUCGUAUUUGGUGAGCCCUGUACUAAGCUUAACCUCCUUGGUAUUUGUAACUCUGCUUGAUCUUUUUUUUGAUAGUUGCUAAUGUUUACUACUAAUAUGGAAAACAAAUUUUCGGUUCACUGUGUAAGCAGACGCCUUUUUUUGGUUUUAAACUUUUCGGGUGGCGAAAAGUGUAACCUGAAAUGUCGCUGUCUUUGCAGGCUACGGUAGUGUAUACUGCAGCAGUAAUGAUUCUUCAGCAAAUGCAUGUCGCUAUUAAUUUAGAAAUGCUAUACAAAGUGUGUAUUAUCACAGCAUUUAGGUCUUGGUAUAUCGCGCCAGCUUUAAGCAGUUUUCUAGCAGUUUUAAGGGUGCGUACGAGCUUACAAGCCCUUCUUAUGGAAUUGAUGAAGUGCAUUCGUGUUCGGAAAUAGUGUUCAUAUUCCCUGUUGUUGUAUAUCGCUUCUCUUUCGCCGGAAAUUGUUCGUCCAGAAUUAUAAAUUUGCGCCAUGAAAAUCCCCACUUUCCAUAAUGAUCACUGUAGACGGAAUAAUUUACUUUUUGAAACUCUGUUGUUCUUAUAGGUUCCUGUAGGAUACGAACAACAUCUCGCUAUUGCUGUAUGUUCCCAUUUAUCUACAAAGGACGUCGAUAUCACAAAUGUACAAUGAAAAAUCACAAGAGACCAUGGUGUGCCUUAACAAACAACUACGAUCGAGAUAGGAAAUGGGGCAACUGCGCAAGUAAGGAAAACAAAUGGCACACUGACAACUUUUAUUGUUACUUGAUCAAGAUGAAUACUUUUACACAAAUUGUUCUAAAUUCUAAAGGGUUUUUAAUUUUGCAAACAUUGCGUAGAGUUUUCAAGCUACGCUGAAAAAGGUUCUAAUAUGGCCAGUGGUGAUCUACUGAAAUAAAGUUUCAAAUCUGUUCCCUUGAUGUUAAUAAAUGCGUAUGUGGUCCUUUAAUUCCUUAUUGAUAAUAAACUAAAUAUUAUUAUUAAUUUUUUUUCUUUUUUGUAGGAGGCCGACCGGUUCGACCUGUUAGGCCCGUUAUUCCUAAGGGUAAGUAUGUGAAUAAAUCGUCCUGCACAUGUCAGUGGUAAAGCUAUUGUUUUCGGGGUUUCUGACAGCUCAUUAAUCAACGAAUUAGGUAAAUAACAAUCGCUUCCUUGUGAAUGAACGCAGCAAAUAUAUGAGAACGGUGAGAUAAAUAUUUUAGGCCUCAUCUGAAAACUCCACAAAUUGAAUGCGCAAAUUCAACUUUAAUUUCUGCUCACGGACCUCGUUAAUCAAAACAUUAAUGACGUCCAUUACCUUUUGUUUUUGACGUUCCACUUUCUCUUUUUGCACAUACAGGAAGGGUGUUCCGCAUAACUUAUAGCAUUUCGGGUAAGAAAUAACUUAUUAUUAUUAUUAUUAUUAUUUGGAAAUACUGGAAGGAAUCUAGAAAUUGUGUAUGUCUUUCAACUAGAUUUAAAAUAAUCAUUCAGUUCUUGGUAAACAUUGAAUCAGUUCCUAAUGAUGUUCUUACUUCUCAGCAAAAAGCUAGGAAAAAAACUAAUGUAAGCGGGAGUUCCUGCGCUUUGUUUUGUAAAGGUAUUGUAUAAGCUGUUCAUAGAUUGAGCCCACUGAUAGACAACAUCAAAGUACGAGAUAUUAAGCAAUAUGUGUGGAUUAUUUGUUUUGAGAUGUGCAGAAAGUCAAUAGUUAAGUGCAUGAAUUUGCUAUAUCGUUAAGCAACUGAAGGCUUUGCAUUAGAUCAAACCUGCGAUAGUCUUAGAUGCGUUCUUGACUAACACUUAUUGGCUUUAUUCGAACACAUUUUCAGCUAAAGGUGUGGGUUGCUUCAGAGACACUGGCCGUCGAGCAAUUGCCACUUUGGAAGGAAAAAGCCGCUUCCUCAAAGGAAACUACAGGAGAAGAUCAGAUGCUAUUAAUAAAUGCGCAAUGGCUGCAUGGAGACGAGGCUACCGAGUAUUUGCCAUUCAACAUGGUGGUUGGUGUGCGGCAUCACGCACAGCCUACAGGACAUAUGGUAAAUAUGGAAGAUCCAACAAAUGCAGAAAUGGCAAAGGAGGACCUUGGGCAAACGAUGUGUACUUCCUAAAAGGUGAAUUACAUUUCUUUAGGACUUGUUAAGAUACAAAAGAACAAAUUGUCUCUUAUGCAUUACAUCAAUUACGAUGAAGGAGCUGCUUAAAUGCGCUGUACAUAUAAUGAACGAAAAUGACAUAGUUUGGUCUGAUGCCUCAGCAUAGGUGAUGGCUUGGUGUAACAUAAAAAUUACAAUCGGUACUUUAUAUGCUAGGCUCCUGUCGUAAAAGAUCCACUAGUGGCAACUGUUGCGUCUUCCCCUUUGUUUAUAAACGGAGACGAUAUUACCGCUGUGUUAAGGGAAAUGGUGGACGACGGUGGUGCGCAAAUACUCCAAACUAUGAUAGAGACAGGAUUUGGGGUUACUGUGCUGGAGGAAGAGGUACUAUUUCAAUUCAUUAUUACUUAUUUACAUGCUCUAAGUUUUAUUUGUGUUUUACUUGCGUGCGAUCAGAGUGGAGCCUAUCAUCAUGAUUUUUCAACUUGUAUCUUUUUUGCACUUCCCUUUUUCAUCUCUUUUGGAAACCAUUUUUACAAAGGUUUGCGGUGAAACUCGUUUACCGUGGCCAUAACGGAUGGUAGAACGCACCACAACCUCAAGCCUUUUAAGUAUAGGUAUAUGGACCAUUUUUUGCAUUUUAUGUGUCUUUCUCAAAUGAGGUAAAUUCUCUUUGUUAUUUAUCCAAAAACAAAGUUAGUAGUCAUCUAGGUUACUGGCUUUUAUAUACUUUCACAGGUCUUCAGUGAUACAGUAGCCAGUAAUAUUAACCUUACAUGUAAAGCAAUUCUAAGGUUAUCUGUUUUAGGUAAAUUCCUUUGUAAAAUGCUGAAAACACACUGCAAAAUUGAACUGCCGUCAUUGUCCUUUACGUCUGGUUAAUGGUGUACUUUCUUUAUUUUCAGCUCGGCCCAUUAUAGUAACUCUUUCAUUAAGGGGUAAGAUUUUUUAAUUCUCUUUGCUUUUAAGUGUAAAAGACUGACGUAUAUGACAUUCUGUCCUACCUCUGUUUAUACGUGGUUAUCAUGUUUAAAGCGGCAACAGGCAAACGUUACUUUCCUGAGUCUUUUAUACUGUAUUUCUUAGUUCAAAGACUUGGCUGUUUCAAAGAUACUGGGCGAAGAGCUGUUCCUCAACUGGAUGGGAAAAGUCGCCUCCUAACCGGAAACUACCAGCGACGUAAAUAUGCCAUUAGAAAAUGCGCUUUGGCUGCUGCUAGGCGAGGUUACAAAGUGUUCGGUGUCCAACAUGGCGGUUGGUGUGCAUCAGGACCACGGGCUCAAAAAAGUUACGCAAAGUACGGACGAUCGAACAGAUGUAGGAAUGGCAAAGGGGGGCCGUGGGCCAAUGACGUCUAUGUAGUUUCUGGUAAGCUCUUGAGAUACUCCAAACAAUACCAAAAACUACCACUUCUACGAAUACUCAAUUGAGAGAUUUAAAAAAAAAAACCUCGGCAAAUAGACGUAUAAUGUCUCUAAUGGGCAUUUUUGAGGUCGAGGGGGGGGGGGGGGGGGUGGGGCCUUUUUUAAAACCGGAGAAAAAAAACUUUGUAAAGAGAAGGGCAAACUUUAAAAAUAACAAAAAAAUAAAAAAAAAAAACAAAAAAAAUAGAAAAAAAAAAAAAAAAAAAAAAAAAAAAAAAAAUUAAAAAGAAACUUAAUUUAUUAUGUGUUGGGAUAGCGUUGAAAAACUCAACAAAAAAACAAAAAAUACCCAUUUCAACAAAAACAAAUGUAAGAAAUUAAAAAAAAAAAACCCCGGAAAAAAGAGUGAGAAGUUUCUUAGGGGUUUUUUUUGGGGGGGGGGGGGGGGGGGGGGUUGGGUCCUUAUUUAAAACCGGAGAAGAAACCUUUGGUAAUCGGAGAGGCAACCUUUGCAAAUUCACCAAACUUCAUGAAACAAUUUGUAAAUAUAUGAAUAACUAAAUAAAACAAAGUAAAGUGAAGGACUUUAAAAUCAUUUUAAUCAGUCAUUUUGUAAGAAACCAAAUGCCUUUCAGCAAACUUUUGAUUUUGUGCAGUAAUGUAAUGUAUCUCACAGAUAAGUUCAUGUUUUUCAAAUUUAAGGCUAUAGUGGUGAUCAUUGUAUUUGUUCAGGUUAGGUACUUGCCUUAUCUGAAUCAAAAUAUGUUUUCUUCUUUUCUCUAGGUAUGCUUUGUUAAGUAUACAUGGCUGAUAAGUAUGUUAUUGUUUCUGAAUCAAUUGUCAGGUAAAUGCAGAUAUCGCACAACUCAAGGAUACUGCUGUGUGCCGUUUAGGUAUCGCGGUCGUCGAUACAGGGGCUGUGCAAGAACUCGACGUGGAAGAACCUGGUGCGCAACCACCCCUGAUUACCCAAGAAAUAGACUCUGGGGGUGGUGCAGGGGGGGAUCAAGAGGUAAGCAUUGAUUGUCCCUCAAUUGUCUUGUUAAGUGGUUAAGGUAUAUACCGUGAAUUAUAUAAUAGUAACUUUAUCUCAUUUUACUUAUCAAAAAAUCAUUGCUUCGUAAAAAUCAGAACUUUACAUCCUUCUAUUAGAUGGACUAGUCGAUUCUUGUAAGUUAAAUGUUAUUGUACUUUCUUGGCCUUGUAGAAUUAUUGCACUCUCUCAAAUUCAUGUAGGAUUUUUAAAAUGGAAUCAAGGUAACCGGGAAGAAGUUAAAGAGAAAGUACUAUCAAAUUCUAACGGCUUUGUCUUUCUACUUUUAUCAUGAACUUACAAAAAAAUUGCUACUUUUCCUUGCUUUUAGCUACACCAAUUAAAAUUUCUGGAGUUACAAGUAAGUACAAUUUGUUUGCAUUGUGUUAAAGUUUUGAUACAAUCUCUGUAUCCUGAGGACGGCAUCACCAUUACUCUUUUUCUAUCUAACAGAUUUCAAAGUAGACAGAUACAUGAAUGGGAUAUGAUACCUAGCACUUGCAUGUUUUUGUUGUUGUGUUUGCUGUCUUAUGAGACUUCAUUAAUUGAUCUGUUGAUGAGGGGAAUAAAAGUGGCCUUGGCCUGCUGCCAUGAAGUGUAUCAAAGUGUACUUCGUCAUCAAUACCUUUUGAUUCAAGGUAGAACUCUGCCUGAGUAUGAGCAAAUUUGCAAAUUCAAAAUUCUCUUUGUUAAUGUUUUAUGAAGUAUGGUCGUCUUUAAUUCCUUAAAAUUGUUUUCUAGCUGAUUGCACCACCAGAAACCAAGCCCAGAUUAUUUGACUUUGUGACCUUUCAUUUCUUUUCAGUUCGCUCCACUGGAUGUUUCCGAGACACGCAUCGCCGAGCAGUUCCACAGAUGGAUGGGCGAAACCCAUUGGUGAAGGAUUACUAUCGAAGAAGAAAAGACGCCAUUUUGAAAUGUGCUCUGGUUGCAAUGAGAUUUGGUUACCGAGUUUUCGCUGUACAGCAUCAGGGAUGGUGUGCUACUGGUCCGAGAGCUCACGUAACCUACCGGAAGUAUGGACGGUCUAAUCGGUGUAGAAAUGGCAAAGGGGGACCAUGGGCUAAUGACGUCUACAUUGUGAAUGGUAUGUGAUCGAAACUGAUAUCCUUAGCGUUCCCCGUGCAUGCCCUUAAAUAAUAUUUAUUGGUAUUCCAUUAUUUGUAUUAGAUACUGAAUCUAUAUGGAAACUUUUUGACGUAGAAAGUGAAUCCGCAAAGGAUGAAAACACGGCCUCUUACCAAGCCAUUCUUGACAGAUACAAAAGUCACGUCACAAAGAAGGUUAAAAAGACUGUUGAAAACAUUUUAGUAAAGUGUAUUUAAAACUACAUAAAGGGUGCCCCCUCCUGAUUUCUCAAAUUAAAAAAACUUCUAUGUUGCAGGUUUCUGCCGCAGAAGAACAACGACCCGUUAUUGCUGUUCUUUCCCGUUCAUCUACAAAGGGAGACGUUAUAACAGUUGUACCAGAAGAAGACACAAUCGACCAUGGUGUGCUCUGACACCCAACUACGACAGAGAUAGGAAAUGGGGCAACUGCGCUAGUACGUAAAAUGUAUUUGAAUGAUAACGAACAGAAAAAUAUUCAAAGCAAACGUUUCUUUUACUAUAAACAGUAAUCCAUAUUAAAUAUGUGAGAGUACACCUAUUUCAAUAAAGGUUGCUUUGCGAAUUUUGCUUUGGUCUUUGAAAGCCAUUAUUUGGUGGUCACUCAAGCAAAGCAUUGCAUUGUAUUCUGCGUUUCAAUGACCAAAUCUCAAAGCAACCCUUAUUGAAAUAGGUGUAUAUAUCAGUAAUAAAAGGUUAAGAGUUACAGAAGGAGAAUUAGUAGCCACAUAGAAGUUUCUUUAAAAAAUACAAAGCAUUUUACUUUAUUUUUGUCUCCUGUAGCUCGCAGACCUGUUAGACCACCCCGUCCUGUGGUACGCCCAUCACGAGGUUAGCACCGCAACUCUACGUACAAGUGACUUUUUAAUCAAUUAAUUUGUGUUUUUGUGAGUAGAACAUGUUGGUCAUAAAUCCUACUUGUCAUCAAGGGUAGUUGUUAUUGGGCUAUAAGUUCCAGUUUCUGUCGUUCUUUCUUAAGUUUCUAUCCUUACUUGAAGGUUAAGGUGCAGAUGCAGGUGAUUGAUCUCCCUCUAACUUUUUCUCUUUCCCGAUAAAAUUUGUUAUUAUCAUGAUCACCUACAGUGGUAACAAAUCAUAGUAUAUCACUUGCUCGCCUUGUCUCUUAGGGUAUCCUAUUUUAGUUGAUCAAUUUGGUUUUUCUUGCUUUUAUAGGAAGAGUGAUAAGAAUCAGUAUUGGAUUGAAAGGUACAAAUAGUUUAGAACUAGUUUCAGCUCUGCUUAGUCAUGGUCGUUACUUGAAAGUGUGGGAGGUUAGCAUGGUCAUUUUAGAUUGUCAAAUUAAUAUAAUCGACCUUACUGACCACGUGAUCUUCAGAGGUGCAAUUUUGAGAUAUCCUCCUUUGAGAAAAGAAAAUGUUGAGACACCUAUCCCGAUAUUCUUUUUCUGGUUCAGUUUUGAGAUGACUAGUUUCUCCCGUUUAAUUAUAAGAUGUGUUUUUCCUCGCUAGCAUACGGUAUUGGUUGCUACAAAGACACUGGCCGCAGGGCUAUAGCCCCAUUGGAAGGCAGAAGUUUCCUCUUGACAGGCAGCUACCGCAGAAGGAGAUACUCCGUUCAGAAAUGUGCCCUUGCUGCAUACAAACGAGGCUACAAAGUGUUUGCAGUGCAGCACGGGGGAUGGUGCGCAGCAUCACGAUAUGGUUAUCGAACUUAUGGAAGAUAUGGGAGAUGUAACAGGUGUAAGAAUGGAAAAGGAGGGCCUUGGGCAAACGACGUUUAUGUUCUGAGAGGUUAGGUUUCGUAAAAUAUAUAUGUUGUUAAAAAGUUUCUAUGUUACGAGUGUUUGUUUGGGCUAUUGGCGUUGCUGAGAAUAGGAAACAAAACAACCUUAUGAAAGUCUACGUUCUCCUCUUCCAUUUUCUGAGAACAAAUUAAGUAACACCUUCAGAUUGUACUCGUGAUGUCUGCGUGAAGUCAUCAUCUUCACGAUUUGUUUAGGUAAGUUGCUCACUACCACCGUUCAUUGUCGCAACAUGGUCACUGUUUAUAAAUAUAAAGGUAACCAAUCCGAACUGCUUGACUUUUGGAGUUCAGACUGGCUCUGUUUUAAUGAUACAUAGCUCAUUACUUUAAUUUACUAGCUUACUGUUAGAAGACUGGUGAAAUUGAGUACAUGGCCAGUCAUUGAAGAUGCUUUUAUAUUUACUCUCAGGAUCGUGUCGUGUACGAUCAAGCACUGGCCAUUGUUGCGCCUUUCCUUUCAUCUACAAGGGUCGGCGUUAUAACCGUUGUGCAAGGAGAAACCACAAUCGACCAUGGUGUGCUCUGACACCCAACUACGAUUUAGACAAGAGAUGGGGAAACUGCCCAGGACGAGGUAACGACUAACAGCACUGAAAAUAGUGACAGAUUAACUGGCUGCUUAAAAUCCAAAGGAUUUAGUCUCUGUUCCAGGUUUAAUUUAGACCGCUCACCAGCUUUCCUUUGUGGAUUCAGUCGUGAGCUGUAGACCAGUAUAUACACACGUCUCUCGGAGAAGUUACAGUUCACCGUGAGAGUGCCAAUACUAGUGUUGUUGUUGUUGUUACAAAUGUCUUUGCUGGUCUGACAAUGCUGUACAACUUAUAACAAUUAUUUCUUUAUUUUUUUAUCAGGCCGUCCAAUUAAAAUCACGACAACAAUAUCACGUAAGUUCCUUAUGAUACCACUUUAUUACGAUCCUUAUGAAUAAAUUCCUUCAUUGAUGCAAACGUAGUGAUCUUCAAACACUUAAACAACUUUCUCAGUUCAAAAGAUUGGCUGCUUCAAGGACACAUACCGAAGAGCUAUUCCUCAACUAGAUGGCAGAAGUCCGCUUUUGAGAGGAAACUACCGGCUUCGAAGAGAUGCUAUCACCAAGUGUGUUGCUGAGGCCUUGAAGCGAGGCUACCGCAUGAUUGGAAUCCAGCAUGGCGGUUGGUGUGCAUCUGGACCUCGGGCCCAAAAAACGUAUGCAAAGUAUGGACGAUCCAACCGAUGCAGAAAUGGCAAAGGAGGGCCGUGGGCUAAUGACGUGUAUCGUAUUUCGGGUUAGUCAACAAAGAACCAAUAGCGACGGCACUAUUAACUUAAGUGUUUUUACGUAGUAAGUAAGAAAAAUGUCUUUUGCGCAAGUUAUUGCGUUGUUUCAGUUAAUGGGAAAAAACCGGAAGUCUAAAGCAUGUUUUUCAGUCUUACCCUUUUAAAAAGGUAGUUACACUUAAACUACUCACCUGAUCAGGAGGUACGCCUGAAGUCAUGCUUACUUUAAAUCACAUGAUGUGUAGCUAGCUAUCUUAGACAGAUAUUCAAUUAUAAUCAUUAAUUUUGAACCAGAUCUUUUGUCAUGCGUUAUUUCCCAGGAAAUUGUAAGCAACGCACUACAACUGGAUACUGCUGCUUUCCGUUCAUUUAUCGCAGGCGUCGCUAUAACGGCUGCGCAAGAACUCGUCGCGGAAGAAGAUGGUGCGCAAUUGCUCCUAACUACAACAAAAACAAACUGUGGGGGUACUGCAGAGGAGGAAAUCGCCGUAAGAUCCUGUCUCUUAUUUGUUUUCACACCCUUCUUGUCUUUGAACAAUCUAUUUCUGAAUGUGCUACUGUUACAGCUUACAAUUCGCAUUGUGGGUCAUGAAAUAUUUAUCUUGUCGUUUCCUUUUAAUCCUAAUUGAAUUAAAAAAGAAAAAUCGCUGGUAACAUUAUAGAACCGGCGGUACUGGCGGUUUCAUAAUGGACGUUUAAACAGAAUAAUAGGGCAUAACUUUGCGAUUUUUAUUCAUAUGAAUCUGUUCUUCAUUUUUAGCGAAACCAACCAGAGUGACACAUGGAGUGUUAAGUGAGUAAUUUAUAUUAUUCGGGGCUACCUUGAGUGCAAUCUCAAAGAUUCUCAGUUUGUUUGUUUGUUUUAGCUUGCGACUAAAAAUCUAACUUGCGUUCUUUAGGAACUAUUUCUUUUUCGAAAUUUAAUCGAUAUUUUUAACUGGGCACUUUUCACUAUGCCCUUGAGGGGAAAAUAACAGAGUUCCCUAGAAGCCCAGAAACACAGCCAAAGAUUUAAUCGCUAAUAAUCUUUUCCAAACCUCAGUUAAGUCACUUGGAUGCUACAGGGACACGCAUCGUCGAGCUAUCCCACAAAUGGACGGACGAAACCCAUUAGUGAAAGGAUACUACAGACGACGAGCUGACGCUAUCUUAAAAUGUGCGCUGGUUGCUCUGAGAUUUGGUUACCUAGUCUUCGCUGUACAGCAUCAGGGAUGGUGUGCUACUGGUCCGAGAGCUCAAGUGACCUACCGAAAGUAUGGACGGUCUAAUCGAUGUAGAAAUGGCAAAGGAGGACCCUGGGCUAACGAUGUUUACAAAAUAACCGGUAAGAUUGUUUGAAAAAAGAUGUUCACUGCUAGCGCAAACCACUUCUUUGCCGAAAACUUAGGUCUGAUUUUGACACAAUGUGACGUCGUUAGACACGGAUGCGUUUUAUGAGAACAAAAGUUGUAAUUACAGUGACCGUUUGGACAAACUUCUGUCUUUGUUGCUGUUUGCAUGUCCUCAAUAUCUGGGUUUGCGUCUUUGAUCCGGGUUUCUAGCUUUUGCUCCAGAUCUUAUCUGCUGGAAAAAUGUGUACAUUAACAAGUGGCCUUCUAAGAAUAGAGCUGAACUAUUCUGCGCUUCUUAUGUAAUAUUGCUUCAAAUAAGCAAUAUAUUGUAUUUCUAACUCUCCAGGAACCUGCCGAAAGAGAACCACUUCUCGUUAUUGCUGUUCGUUCCCGUUCAUCUACAGAGGCAGACUUUAUAACAGUUGUACUAGAAGAAGACACAAUAGACCCUGGUGUGCUCUGACACCUAACUACGAUAGAGAUAAGAAAUGGGGCAACUGCGCCAGUAAGUUAUACUUUUUUCUGCAAUAAACUGAUUACUUUUGAAGCUGUAGACAGAAAGCAUUUUAAAAAGGGUCUUUUUAAACAUUUUAUAGUUAUGGAAAUAAAAUCAAAAAAGAACAAACACAUGCCUGUUAGUCUUGAAAUUGUAAGGCAUGGUCUGCCAUGAGCUAUACGCAUUUAAGUUAUGACCAAUUCUAGUUUGGGGUGUUUUAACAGUAGAAUAAUUUUCUGGUACAAAAGUACGAUGUACAGUUAUGAAGAAAUAUUCGCUUUUCCUUUCUGUUUUCUAGAACGUCGACGUCCUGUGAGACCAGUUCCACCUGCUAUGCCCCACAAAGGAGGUAUAAUUUAUUUUUUGCCGUCCUUAUUUGUACGGUGAUUUUCUUGCCCAAAUGUGCAAUCAUACUAGCUAGUCGAGAUUUCUGAAUACUCUGUUACUCUGAGUUUAUGCCUUAUUUUUAUUUUGCAGCGAGGGUCAUAAGAGUUACCGCAAGCUUAAAGGGUGAGUUUAACGGGGUCAUCCAAACCAUAGUUAUUUGCGUGAAAUGGUUAGUUUCAGGAGCAGGAGGCCUUAAUAUUCUGUCAUGACCUUCUAAAGAAUUUGUGAAUCAAGGAAAAAUCGACACUUUCUUGGACCGAGGAAAAAUAAAGAGUGCUUUGCAAUGUCAAUUACCUUGUAUCGCAUGCAAACAAGUGACUUGAGUUGUACAUUAAUGUUUUCCUUUUUUGUGAGGCGCGAAAAUAAGGAAUUCAUCCCUGUGAAUAAAUGAAUGAAUGAAUGAAUGAAUGAAUGAAUGAAUGAACUUAUUUAAAUGUCCGAGUAUUAGGCUUUCUCGCUAAUUUUCUUUAGUUUAAUUUACAAAAACAAUACAAUGGAAACCUCAAUUUCAGUAUUUUUUAGCGAAGUGAAUUUUAAUCCUUACAAAAAUCCUCUAAAAUUGCGUUGAUCCACGACUGGGCCCUUAGUCCCUCAAGAUGGCCCACGUGCAGGAUAACAUCCUGCACUUCUUUUCGUUUCAGCAUACAACAUCGGCUGCUAUAAAGACACAAGCCGACGGGCCAUACCAUCUUUAGAAGGCAGAAGUCGGCUUUUAAGGGGAAGCUAUCGCCGUAGGAAAUACGCUAUUCGUAAAUGUGCCCUUGCUGCUCAGAAACGUGGUUUCAGGGUGUUUGCAGUACAGCAUCAAGGAUGGUGUGCAUCAUCUAGGAGAGCUCAUUUGACGUAUCGCAGAUAUGGAAAAUCAAACAGAUGUAGAAAUGGAAAAGGAGGACCUUGGGCCAAUGAUGUUUAUGUCCUGAGAGGUAUAACAUCAUACGAGUUAAAAGACACACAUUUGUCCUAUGCUUGCAAGUUUGAAGUCUCAAUGCAAAUUUUCACUGUCUUUAUGAGAUUUCUGAAAUUGCUACAAGUACUAAAAAGAUGAUUCGAGACCCCUUAGAUAGAGCUUUGCUUUAAAAGAUAACUACAUCAUAGGCAUGCUUGCAUUAUCAUUUUUGCUUCUCAGAAGUACAUUCCCGCGCUGUGGCUCUUUGCCAUGAUAUUAAUUUAAAUUUUCAGUAGCUUCAGCAUAAUGGUUUUAGGGUUAGGACUACCUCUGUAGGUGGUUCAACCUUACAAACACUGACCUAAUAUGAGCCAUUUUCUGCAUUUAACGAAACUUUUUCUUUCCAAUAUUCUAAAUAAAAGAAUCAUUCUCAAUUCAUUCUUUAAUUAUGGUGUUUUUUGGCAGGGUCAUGCAGCAAGCGUUCUACAAACGGUAUCUGCUGCGUAUUCCCUUUCAUUUAUAAAGGAAAACGAUACAACCGCUGCACCCGUGUUAAUUCCAGGCGCCCUUGGUGUGCAAAUACUCCGAAUUAUAAUGCAGAUAAACUAUAUGGCUUCUGUGGUGGUCGCAAAGGUAAACAGGGAAAUUAUUGAUAGGCAGAAGUAAGAACAGCGGCUUUCGUUUCAAAGACUUCUGAACACUGAUGACUUUUUAAGGCAACAACUAAUCGUUGAAGUCGCAUUUAUUACUUUCUCUCAAGUUGUUAACGGAACCUGCCAAAACCUAUAAAAGUUUGCAAUUGCUUCUUAUAUAUUAAGGACUCUCUGCUGAGCAGCCUGCCGAUAUUCUGAAAAAACAAAUGGGGAAAAAAUUCAUGCUUACGCAGUAAAAUUACUUCUUCUUGUAGCUUGAUUAUAUCCAUAUUUCUCAAGGUGAAAAUAUGUGACCGCUGAAAUUGAUGGCAUUACUUGUUUCCUUGGCGUAUAAUUUUAAACAGCAAAACACCCUUAAGUAGAAGGCGUUAAAAAAUGCGUUGUGCCAUCCACCGAAUAAUUGAAAAGUGAUUUCUAACGCGGGCUAUUAUUUGCAGUUUUGCGGAAGAUCAGUUACUGACCCUUAUUAUCUGUUCCUGUCCGCAGUGCGACCCAUUAAGAUGACACCUUCUAUAAGAAGUAAGUCUACUCUCCGAAUCAUCAUUUAAACCAACUUAUACUUCUCCCUCUUUUAAAGAGGACUCUUUAAUUGCGUAUAUUUAAAUUUCCUUCUAAAGUCAGAUAUUAAAAAAAUGGCUAAAAAUGAGCAUUUUUGUAACAUUAUUGAAAGUUAAUUUUCAUCUCUUAUAGUCCAGAGAAUCGGAUGUUUUAGAGAUACAUAUCGUAGAGCCAUUUCACAGCUAGAUGGUCAAAGUGUGUUUUUGAGAGGUAACUACCAGAGACGACGUUAUGCUAUUCAGAAAUGUGCUUAUGCUAGCCUUAAACGAGGAUACGCAGUUUUUGGAGUUCAAAAUGGCGGCUGGUGUGCAUCAGGAUCCAGAGCUUACAGGACCUUUGCAAAGUAUGGAAGAUCCAAUAGAUGCAGAAAUGGUAAGGGAGGACCAUGGGCUAAUGACGUCUACAGGAUAUCAGGUAUACAUUCCUUCCAUUUUAUUGACAAAUUUGCCUUGAUAUUUGCAUUCAAGUGCGCUUUACUGCUGCUUUUUCUAGCCUCGUUUUCAGAGAUGUAAUGAAAUACGAGAAACAUUAAUACAAAUUGAUAAACUGUAUAGAACUCAAUUCAAAAUUAGCUUUUUUUCGAUCACCUGGACCGGAUAUUCAAAGCGCUUAAAUAUCUUGGCCACAAAAUUCUUCAAAUAUAUUUCCUGAACCAAAAUACAGUUAGAUAAUGAACAGAUAGUUGGUUCAACAUUGUUUAAAGCGUUUGUGCUUGAACGACAGGGAAAAAAAAUUAGAGAGGUUCUCACAUAAGAAACCAAGCGCCUUUUGCAGUAGUUUUUUUGUCUUUAAGAAGUUUAAGAAUCUUAAAAUGUGAAAAAAUGAUUGGCUCUAACGUACGCAGCGCAUUUUUUCCUUUGUCGACACUUGACCAUGGACUCGACAAUUAACACUGGUUGACGCAAUUUUAUUCAUUGAUUAAAACUGUUCGUUCUCUCUGUUAUAGGCAAGUGUACACGUAAGACGACUCAAGGAUACUGCUGCGUAUUUCCUUUCAUGUACCGCGGUCGCGGAUAUAAUAGAUGUGCCAAAAAUCGCCGCGGACAGGCGUGGUGCUAUAUUACUCCGGACAAAAAACAUUGGGGAUACUGCAGAGGGGGACAAAAACGUAAGGAUGCACCUAUAUUACAAUCACUACAAUUUCUAAUUAUUUACUCGUUCUUUGUUCUCGUGAUUUUACACUGCAUUUGUAGUCAACCUUGCAGUGAGUAAAAAGAAAUUUGGCCCACAGGAAAAAGCGUGGCAAUUGCAGUGAGUGCCGGUUGUUUACUUGAGGGAAGUGGCUAUGCCAGCUAACAUAGCUUUAGUCAAUUACCCUAACGCAUAAAAUCAUUAACACUGAAAGAGAUACAGAGCAAAACAAUAAGAAGGAUAAUAACGGGACAAAAACAAACGUGCAGUUAGCCAUACACCGCAGCCUUCUGGCUAUCAUGGUAACUAAGAUCUUUCCAACAAGAAUUAAUCUCUUAGAAAACUAAUUUUUCUGAACAAUUUCCGCCGCUCCGCACUGAAAACAACUAUUAAUAUAAAAAAUUUCAAAUAAGUUUUCUUUGCUCACUUUUAAAAUUCUGAAAUGUUCCUUUUAAACCUGCUUAUUUAUCACCUAUUUCCCCUUUACAGGUCUACCGAUACGAAUCACGCCAUAUGUUAAAGGUAAGCUUUUUGUUUCGAGUAUCAGUUAAAGAGUAGUUUGUUGAGUCUGCAGGAACCUUACUUACAAAAAGCAGUACUUAUUAUUCUUGAGUAGUCCCCUCUUUCCCCGACAGGAUUGGAUAAUACUGCUCUCCCUACUUAGAUGCUUUUCACAACAAGCAAAACAAUUCUUCGACCAAAAUUGGCUAUGUAAACUAUCAACCGUGUCGUUUGUUUGCUAUAAACGUCCGUAAGCUCACAGUUCAACAGAAAUCCAAUUUUGGUAAGAACCUGCUACACAUCCAGUAACUCAGGAUACUGUACGUCACUGAUUUAGUUUGUUUUCUGGAUCAUAAUUUAAAUGGACACAAUUGUUUCUUUACAUUUAGCCAAUUCACUUGGAUGCUACAGGGACACGGCUCGCCGAGCUAUCCCACAAAUGGAUGGACGCAACUCAUUAGUGAAAGGAUACUACAGACGACGAGCUGACGCCAUCUUAAAAUGUGCGCUAGUUGCUCUGAGAUUUGGUUACCGAGUCUUCGCUUUACAGCAUCAGGGAUGGUGUGCUACUGGUCCAAGAGUCCACGUGACCUACAAGAAGUAUGGACGGUCUAAUCGAUGUAGAAAUGGCAAAGGAGGACCCUGGGCUAACGAUGUUUACAAAAUAGCAGGUGAGUUCAAGGACAUUGUGGUUGCUAGCUUUGGAAGUUUUAGAAGAGUUACUCAGUUCUUAUCAUCGAUCACAUAUGGCCAGUAUUUAGUGUCGUCUGUCAGGAAAAGUUCUCAAUACUUACGUCCAGUUUCAAUGAUGUUCAAAGGAUGGUUUUUAAAAAGGUCGCUACUUUAAAGGUCGCGAGUUGGACCUAAUGGUUUCCCAACUAUUGAAUUUUAAUAGUAUUCUUUUCAAAAUAUGUUUUUGAAUUUCUUUUUAUUUAGGCAUAUGCCGAAGACGGACAACAACACGUUAUUGCUGUGCGUUCCCGUUCGUCUACAAGGGUCGUCGUUAUAAUAGUUGUACCAGAAGAAGACACAGUCGGCCAUGGUGCGCACUGACACCCAACUACGAUAGAGACAAGAAAUGGGGCAACUGUGCUAGACGUAAGAAUUUUAACAAAUGUAGUAACUUCGUUCUGUAAAGGAUUUUAAAAUAAUUAUUUCUCUCUUAGGACGGAAGCCUGUUCGACCAAACCCACCAAUUGUCCGCCCUCCAAGAGGUUAGUUUUGAGCUGUUUGCGGCUACUUUGAGUAUAUACAAUGUUUUAUUUGUGUGUUUUUUCUUGGCAAUUAAAGUUAUGUUGUAUUUUUUAUCUUACAGCUCGUGUCAUAAAGGUGACAACAGGAUUGCUAGGUAAGUACUCUUGAGCUUGUUGGAAUUGUAAACUACUAACAGGGUUGUACUUCAAGUCGGAAUGCCAUGAAUGGGUUGAACUUAUAAUAGAUUACUAUAUAUGAUAGACACAAAACAUCCUUCAUGUCCCAUCACAUUAUAGAGCAUAUCUGACCACCCUGAAUUGUCCCUGCUCUGGGGCCUCUUGUACUCCUUUGCGAGAAUGGAGCAUAUCAAUUAUAACACGGCGUUGGGCGUGCAGGUAACGUAAUUUUUUUUUUCUUGCAGCAUAUAGCAUUGGUUGCUAUAAAGAUACAAGUAGACGAGCCAUAUCCCCUCUUGAGGGUAGAAGUCGCCUUCUGAAAGGAUAUUACCGCCGAAGAAGAGACGCGAUCAAAAAAUGUGCUCUAGCCGCAGAAAAGCGAGGCUACAAAGUGUUUGCGAUGCAACAUCAGGGGUGGUGUGCAUCAUCUAGGAGAGCUCAUUUGACGUAUCGUAGAUAUGGAAAAUCAAACAGAUGUAGAAAUGGAAAAGGAGGACCUUGGGCCAAUACUGUUUAUGUAUUGAGAGGUACUUUAAUAUGUUUUGUUUUACGAACAACAGUAAGAGAUAAAACACCUUACUGAAGUAAACUCCUCGACCACUACUUUUUUGAACGUCUUAGACAAAACGGCUUUGGGCCGUUUUUUUUUGCGCAUUUAAGCACCUGGAUUCUGGAAUGCAUGAGAUGUGCGGAAACCAUAUAUAAAAUGGGUUUGCGAACUUAGCAGACUUUGAGCAAAAGCGGAAUAUCUACUGAGCAACAGAUGGGUGUUCAUCAUGGCUAAUUGCGUCUGUUAUUAUAAAGCUUUUUUGUCAAGGUAAGUUUUAUACGCUGGUAUAUUAAGCUUUAUUGGCUUUUUCUGUUUUCAGGUUCUUGCCGCACUCGAACCUCUCGCCGUAACUGUUGUGCGUUUCCGUUCACCUACCGCGGCAAACGAUACAACAGCUGUACCAGAGUUCGAUCCAAGCGGCCAUGGUGUUCACUCACUUCAAGUUACGAUAAAGACAAACUGUAUGGUUACUGUGGCGGACGAAAAGGUGAGUGAGAGAGAUAAGUACAUGACUCAGUUAAGGCAAUUCAAUUCACAUGUCCUAAAAGUGAUUUUUUUUUCUUCCCUGCAGCGCCUAUCAUACGUGUGGUACCUUCAAUAACAGGUGAGUUCUAUCAACAAGCAAUUUUUAAAUAGGACAUUACAUUUUUAAAUUGGACUUCUUUACUUAUAGCUUUUAAGCUAUAAUAAGGAAGUCGAAAAUCCAUCAAUAAUUUCAAUGAAGAAUAACGAUUAUUUACUUGAAUUAUUAAAAACCGCUGUUGGUUGGAGAUUGUCCAAGUCGAGUCUUACGAGAUUAAUUCAUAAUUUCUGAUCUAUUAGGAUCCUAUGGCAUAAACUAUCAAGAAUCAAUGCUUUAUUUCAUUUAACUUUCUUCGCGUUUUUAAAUUUUAACUGCAUUUUGGUUGCUUUGUAGUCCAAAGAAUUGGCUGCUUUAAAGACACAUUUCGCAGAGCUAUUCCUCAACUGGAUGGGAAAAGUCGACUUCUAAGGGGAAACUACCAACGACGAACAUAUGCAAUUCAAAAAUGCGUUCUCGAAACUGUAAAACGAGGCUUUUCAGUGAUUGGUGUUCAGAAUGGAGGUUGGUGCGCAUCAGGACCGCGGGCUCACAGAACAUUUGGAAAGUAUGGGCGUUCAAACAGAUGUAGAAGUGGAAAGGGAGGACCUUGGGCUAAUGACGUCUACAGAAUUUCGGGUGAGAGGAAGACAUCCUAUUUUUGCAACUUUUGUUGAAAAAAUCUUCAUUAAAGUAAAUUCUUUAACGUGUCAUUUAAAAAGAAAAUAUUUUUAAAGUCCCUAUUUCUGUUCCCUGGACAUAAGUGGUUGUAAUUUAAAGCCUUGACCAGGACAUUUCAUCUUAUACAAUAUUUCAUGCACCAGGUAAGGAGAAGAGAAUUGAAAACAGCCCAACAUAAUGACAGCUCGUUCUAUUUGCUACUCUUGCUUGCUUAUUUAUACUCCUUACAACUUGAUUGCUGUUUAUGUAAGCUAGCGUUUUAAAGCCUCCAUUGAUUUACUUCUACCAUGAAAUCGUCUGUUUAAACUUCAUUCCUCCUAAUGGCUUAACCUUAACUGUGCAUGACACAAUAAACUCUAGUUUUUUAACGCGCACUCUUAAAUCUAAUGUAGGAACCUGCAGACAUCGCACCAUCUCAGGCGAAUGUUGUGUGCCAUUCAUCUAUCGCAGACGUAGAUACAAUGGUUGCGCGAGGCAUCGAAGCGGAAGGAAGUGGUGUUAUGUCACCCCUGAUUAUCGAAGGAACAGACUCUGGGGGUGGUGCAGGGGAGGAACGCGAUGUAAGGCCUUUCUUUCUUCCAUCGUAUUUUUGUUUUUUGUUUUUAUUUUUUGUUUUCUAAAGGUUUUAUUAUGAUAAAGUAUAGCACUGAGAUUAUUAUGAGCAAAGUAUUUGGUAUGUUUAUGUUAGGACUCUGGUUAUUUACUUGCAAGAAGAACUCUUUGUCGUAUUUCAUUUACACAACUUCCUUUAGCGAAGAAAACUCUUAAUUUAUAUGACAACCUUAUAAAGCAAUAUUUGAUGUACUUGCAAAAACUAAAAGAAGUGAUAAACAGUAAAGGAGAUUGACCUGUUUGAAUCUGAUUCCGUACAGAAAGUGUAAGGACAACUUCAUACUUCUGUUGAAAGCUUUCCUUAGCCUGAUAGGCAUUGUCAUUUGACUGUAUCUUAACGUACUUUUACAGCUCCACCAAUCAAGGUUACCACUGGAGUUAGAAGUAAGUACACGUCUAGUCUGCUGUCCUUGACCUGUUGAGUCUAAAAAAGCUUUAAUUGAGGGAAGAUUUUUUAAGUACAUAAGUUUAAGUCAAGGGCUCUUUAUUGAUACUUAUGAGUUUUCCUAAACAAGUAAGUUUAAAUUUGAUUUUCUUUUACAGUCAAGCGGAUUGGAUGCUUCAAAGACACAUCUCGCAGGGCCAUUCCAGGUGUAGACGGCCGUGGUCCUCUACUUACAGGUUACUACCGAAGACGACGCGAAGCCAUCAAGAAGUGUGCGUUGUAUGCUGUAAUGUACGGCUUUAGGGCCUUUGCUGUACAGCAUCAAGGAUGGUGUGCUACUGGUCCUAAGGCUCACGUAACCUACCGGAAGUACGGAAAGUCUAAUCGAUGUCGAAACGGCAAAGGUGGGCCAUGGGCUAAUGAUGUCUACAUGAUUUCUGGUAAGUAAGUCGUUUAUUAUUUUCAGGAACAUUCAAUUUUUUAUUGUUAUUUUCGUCAGGUAGAAAUGUAGAAUAAAGAGGGGACGGAGCUGAUAAUUUCGACUUAAAGGUGAGUGGGACAAACAAGUAUCUGUACUCUCUGGGCUCGGCUAAAUGUCGAGAACACCCGCCAAAAUAAAAUAAUCCUGAGGUGAGUUAUAAAAUUUCCUCAAUAACGGCAAGAUGUAAUUUGCGCCGUUCACCACAGCCUUGUUGGCUGAUUAUGGACCACAAGACAGACCUGUAUAUUGUGGAUCUGAUUCAUCCCUUUUUACAGGCACUUGCCGAAAGCGGACGGCAAAACGAUAUUGUUGUUCAUUCCCGUUCAUCUACAAGGGUCGACGGUACAACAAAUGUACGAGAAGGAGACAUAACCGACCAUGGUGUGCUUUAACGUCGAAUUACGAUCGAGACAGGAAAUGGGACAAUUGCGCAGGUACUAGAACUUUCUAUUAAAAUCAUUUUUGUCCAUAUAUUCUAUGAAAGAUAAGGCCGUAAACAACUACUUCUGACACAUUACACGCUACUGACGAUUUAAAAGCAAUCUGACCCUGGUGACAGGAUAAAUUUAAGGUUUAAAGAAUGCAUGGCUGUCUGAAGAACUCCUGCCAAACAAACAAAAACUUUUUAUUUUUAGAUUUUACUUUUAGUUUGCUUGUUAAUGAGAGAAAAUACUAACAUUUAUUAUGUCCCGUUGCAGGCCGUCGACCUGUCAAGCCUGUUAAACCAGUGGUGCAUCCGAAAGGUUAGGCUUUUUAAAAUAACGAUUAAAAAUUUUGGCCGGGCAGUUGCAGAUAUUUGACUAAUUGACUCUAAACUCGAAAAUAAGCAACAGUUCUACCCGCAAAAAUAUGAAGCACCAUAUUUACGUCUUUGAAAAUAAAGCGUUUCUCUACAUAAAAAUUUGCUCACAUGUAGCCUUAGAUGUGGUCUCAAGGUGAUGGUGUUAAUUUUUUUUUCUCUUCUAUUUCCCCCCUUCAUUUCCACGAUCUGACUUAUUGACCUCCAGAUGUAAAAAAAAUUAUUUAACAAGAUGUUUAUCGUAUUAUUUCAUUAAGUGGCAAUCAUUUGGGAAGAGUUUAAACAGCGGCAUGUUGAAUUAUAAUGUAAUUAUUUUGAAUUGUGUUAUAAAGCAAAUUAUAAAAUAACUAAGAUAGUACGCGCGUUCAGAUUGGUUAAAAACCUAUGGCUUAUUGUGCCGGUAAACUCGGGAAACUUCAAGUUAUUUUAUAAAAGCAAUAGACCACACUUUCUUUGGCUUUACCGGCUUCAUGCAUAACCCACUAGAAAUCGGCUCGUGAUUUACAAGCUUUUCUCGUGUUCUCCCAACAUCCCAAGUGGGUUAUCACGGCGUAAACCCAUGGAAAGUGUGGUCUAUUGCUUAAUGAAACAGCUCGGGUAAACAAUAACAGAAUAUACUUUCCCAUAACAUAUCGCCGCCUAGAGAUAUCAUCAUAUUUCAAGUAAAUGCACACGAUUUUCCUCUACAUAUCGCGCUCCGAUGUUUAUUGAUAUUGCCAGAAAGAACCUUUGAUAUACACAAUGCGGAAAGGCGAAACAAAGCAAGUUGGAUUCAGUCUAAAACUUUUCCCACAGUACUUAGCUAUUACGCUGAACAAAAUUCAGCCCCCUGAGAAUAUCACAGAACAAUUAAAGGAUAACGUUGAACUUACCCCUGAUAAAGAAAUUAUUGUCCCUUAGACAAUAAAAACUUUAUGCUAUCAUAGGUAUUUUUUGUUCGGGGUGAAUCAUAUUGAACAUUCCAGGAACUCUCUAGGCGAUCUAACUAGUUCCCCUGGUUUUGGAAGGACUCGAAAUAACCGAUCUUUACUUUUCUUUACUCAUUCCCCCCCCCCCCCCCCCCCCCCCCCCCUUCCCCCUUCAUUUACCUUUCCUUUGUUUAUGCGGUGUUUUUUCCCCCCCCUCUCUAGUUAGGGAUGUGUGUGUUUUUUUUUUUUUUGUUAUUUAUUAGUAACGGUAUUUAUAGAAACAAUUGUUUGGUCACACAAACAACAUAUAAAAAACUUUUUGUUCCAUAUGUAUUUUUUGUUCGUGGGGAAUUAUAUUUGACAUUGCCGGAAACCCUCUGUGGUUGUACUCAGUUUCCCCGUUUUUUGCAAGGCCCCCAACACCCCCCUCUUUUUUUUUUUUUCCCCUUCCCCCCCCCCCCCCCCUCCAACCUGGUCUUAGCCAUAUAUAUACCUUUGAUUAGUAUGUGCGGAUUUUUGCCCUCACCUUAGAUAGGUAGGGAUUCGUGUCAUUGGUCUGUAAUUGAUAUUGAAUCGAAACGAUUUUUAAAGCAGCUAUGUGGCCAGCCAUACAGCCAAAGUUUAUCUAAAGCGAAGUUUGAGUUUCUUGAUUUAUUUGCUGAACACCAUUCCCAACAAAGAGAGCAAGCCCCAAACAAAAGUGUUUCUUGUUAGGGUAUAUUUUUUGAAGAGGGGUAGGACAAAAAGGGCUAUUCAACUUAAAAUCGUUAUCCUUUAAUUCGGGUCUCUUUGUUCCUUUCAGGACGAACUGUAAGAAUCACAAUUGGAGUAGUAGGUAAGUCUAAGAUGGCUCGGCCCAUCUUGCCUUCUCAGGAUUGACUGCUUUCUUUCCGCGAAAAAACAGUUUCUUUGGCCACUUAAUAAUCCAUUAUCGAUCAACUUUUUUAGGUCAAGAUAGUUGCAUUUCGGUCUCGUCCUUUCUUUGCAUUCACGCUUCAUCAAUAGCACAUGUAUUCAGCCAACUUGUGUCCUUAUAAGGAGUAAUGCAGAGACUUUUUUGCAUUUUUUGUAUUUAUUAAUCUAACCCCUUGUAAAGUCAUCAUAGCACUGUAAACACCUUGGGAGACUUGCUUACGGUUUAGGUUCCCUAAUCUAACUUUAAAGAAAUAGCGUUAACAUUCUGUAAGCCACAAAAUCCCCCUUAAAUUCACUUUCUAUCUUAUAGCUCUCUAUAGUCAAAACUGAUCGACUUUCAUUCUAAAUUUUGCUCUUUCUUUUGCUUUAAAUUUAGUAAAUUUUAAUUGUUUAGUUUUAAUCAGAGCUUAAAAAUCUAGGCUUGAGCUCUAAAUCCCUUACUUGUAAUGCUUUUCUUUCUUAAAUAGCGAAGGGCAUUGGGUGCUAUAGAGACACCAGUCGGCGGGCCAUCUCAACUUUGGAGGGUAAAAGUCGCCUUCUUAUAGGAAAUUACCGCAGGAGACUAUACGCUAUUCAAAAGUGUGCUUCUGCUGCUUUAAAACGAGGGUUUAGAAUCUUCGCGCUACAGCAUGGAGGGUGGUGUGCUUCAUCAAAGAGAGCGCAUCUGACUUAUGGUAGAUACGGAAGAUCCAACAGGUGCAGGAAUGGUAAAGGAGGACCUUGGGCGAACAAUGUGUAUGUCCUCAGAGGUAAAUAUUACGCACGUUAAAAACUUUUUUUUUCUGCAAAGUAAUAUUUUGAGAAGGAAGUAUUUCCGUUACAGAUAUUUCACUAACAUAGCUUUUCUCUGUUCUCUACAAUGCGUUAAUCUUGGCUGCGUUGUCUUUUCUCCAACCAUUUCUUAGAAAGUAACAAGUCGAAUCUUCGGUGUCCAUCUAGCUUUUAUAUUUGAGUUAGGGCAUCGACAGUAUUGGCGGUAUUUAGAUAUUGACCAUUAGAGAUCAAAAAUAACAUUUUAAUCAGAUAAAUCAACCCUUCAUGAACUUAUUUGGGCCCACGUUUGUCUUGUUUUAGGUUCAUGUCGAGCACGUUCCUCAACUGGUAACUGCUGCAUGUUCCCCUUUGUUUACCGAGGACGAAGAUACAACCGCUGUAUCAGAGUUAAGUCCAAACGACCGUGGUGCUCUCUUACACCAAGUUACGAUAGAGAUAAGAUAUAUGGAUACUGCGGAGGACAAAAACGUGAGAUUUAG